Molecule: messenger RNA, 1001 nt
Organism: Lacerta agilis (Sand lizard)
Lineage: Eukaryota; Metazoa; Chordata; Lepidosauria; Squamata; Lacertidae
Gene: UPP1
Product: uridine phosphorylase 1
Exons: 7
Coding region: 33-968 (311 amino acids)
Biological process (GO): uridine catabolic process; nucleotide catabolic process
Cellular component (GO): cytoplasm; cytosol
Molecular function (GO): uridine phosphorylase activity
Source: RefSeq, a predicted model, not a curated record
GAAUUUCCUUCCUCAGGGUCUGACUGAAUAUCAUGGCUUCUGGGGAUGCUGUGGAGAAGACCGUGAACACAUCUUCCGUGGAAGCCCCCAUUCAUGUCCCAAAUCAACAUCUUCAGAAGAUGGGAGAUGACAUCCUGUACCAUUUUGCUCUGGGCACUGGCACCCAUGACUUCCCUGCCUUGUUUGGAGAUGUAAAGUUUGUGUGUGUUGGAGGAAGCCCUUCGCGAAUGAAAGCUUUUAUUACCUACAUAGCUGAAGAGUUGGGAGUUGGCAGCCCAGGCAAGGACUACCCCAAUAUCUGUGCAGGAACCGAUCGUUAUGCGAUGUACAAAGCAGGGCCUGUGCUAUCCGUCAGUCAUGGAAUGGGGAUUCCUUCCAUUUCCAUCAUGCUGCAUGAACUCUUCAAGCUGCUGUGUCAUUCCAAGUGUUCCAAUGUAACCAUUAUUCGUAUCGGCACAUCUGGGGGAAUAGGUUUGGCACCAGGAUCUGUGGUGAUCACCAAGCAAUCUGUAGAUGCCACCUUCAAACCUCAGUUUGAACAGUUUGUUCUGGGAAAGCCCAUAUAUCGUAGCACAAACUUAGACGAGGAACUGGCUCAAGACUUGAUGGAGUGUGCCAAGGAACUGGAUCAAUUCAAAACAGUCAUUGGGAACACCAUGUGCACUCUGGAUUUCUAUGAAGGCCAAGCUCGUCUUGAUGGCGCAAUCUGCUCAUACACUGAGGAAGAGAAGGCACAAUAUUUAACGGCAGCUUACAAGGCCGGAGUCAGGAAUAUUGAGAUGGAAUCUUCUGUUUUUGCAGCCAUGUGCAAUAUUGUUGGUAUCAAAGGUGCUGUGGUCUGUGUAACACUCCUGAACCGACUGGAGGGCGACCAAAUCUCCACCCCCCACGAUGUGCUGGCUGAAUACCAGAAGAGGCCGCAGAAAUUGGUGGGGCACUGGAUUAAGAAACGUCUUGGGAAAAAGUGACAUUGCCAUUUUUAGUUAGCUUUAUACUGUAAA